UCAAAAAAAGAGAAUGGCUCGAAAAGUAAAAUCCUUUCCCUAAAAAACGACGUUGUUUCACGGGAUCAUAAAUGCCACCGUAUGGAAGGUGCAAGUGCAACUGGACAACUCGUCUUGGUCUCCGAAACAAACAGAACUGAGAAGUCGGAGCUCCUAUUGACCAGAGAGGAAAGCUCCUGUCUAUCUACUAUAAUCAAAUGUCUUACUCUCAGAAGAUUGGGUUUCUAGUUCCUCUUAAACUCAAUUUAGAAGAAGACACUUCAAUUCCAAAAAUAUCUCUCUCCGAAGGCCCUAACGCCAUAGGCCGCAGCCACGUGUCCGUCUCCGAUAAAAGACUCAGCCGCAACCACCUCUCUUUAACCACGUCCGUCGAUGGCUCUGCCUUUUUAACUCCCGAAGGUACCAAUCCGGUUGUCAUUAAAUCCGGUGAUCAGAGAAAGAAGUUGAGUCCUGGAGAGAAAGCGUCGAUAAACAGCGGCGACGUUAUAGAGUUAAUACCUGGUCACCAUUUCUUCAAAUACGAGGUUUUGUCUAAUCACAAUAUUAAUCCUAGCUCAUCUUCUCCUAAUACACCAAAGAGACAUUCUAACAAUGAAAGCGAUCAACCUACUCGGAAGAAGGCACGUCAUGUUGCUAGCAGCAGCUCAAAGGGUGAGGGAGAAUGUAAUGGAGCUAAAAAUAGUGAGGAGGCAAUUGGUAAAUUUAAUGUCAAUGAUGAUAAAUUGCCAUUAACAUUUCGGCUAAUGAAAGUGAAAGGAUUACCAGCUUGGGCUAAUACUUCUUGCGUUUCUAUAACUGAUGUAAUUCAGGGGGAUAUUGUUUUUGCUGUUCUUUCAAAUUACAUGGUGGAUAUUGAUUGGUUGAUGUCUGCAUGUCCAGCACUUGCAAAAGUACCUAACGUCUUGGUUCUUCAUGGGGAGGGCGAUGGUACACUUGAACAUAUGAAGAGAACCAAGCCUGCAAAUUGGAUUCUGCAUAAACCCCCACUGCCCAUUUCGUUUGGGACACACCAUUCUAAGGCCAUGCUUCUUGUCUAUCCACGAGGAAUGAGAAUCAUUGUACAUACUGCUAAUUUAAUAUAUGUCGACUGGAACAACAAAACCCAAGGCUUAUGGAUGCAAGAUUUUCCCUGGAAGGAUGAAAAGAGUCAAACCAAAGGAUGUGGAUUCGAAAAUGACUUGGUUGAUUAUCUUAAUACAUUGAAGUGGCCAGAAUUCACUGUUAAGUUACCAGCCCUUGGUAGCUUCACUAUCAACCCUUCCUUUUUCAAGAAGUUUGAUUAUAGCACUGCAGCGGUUAGGUUAAUUGCAUCUGUUCCUGGGUAUCAUACUGGGCCCAACCUGAAAAAGUGGGGACAUAUGAAAUUACGGAGUGUUCUCCAGGAAUGCACCUUCAGAAAGGAAUUUAAGAAUUCUCCUCUUGCAUAUCAGUUCUCUUCCCUUGGUUCGCUGGAUGCAAAGUGGAUGACUGAGCUGGCUACCUCAUUGUCAUCUGGACUCUCAGAAGAUAGAACACCUCUUGGUCUUGGCGAGCCUAGAAUAAUAUGGCCUACAGUGGAAGAUGUCAGAUGCUCUUUAGAGGGUUAUGCAGCUGGAAAUGCCAUCCCAAGUCCAUUGAAGAACGUGGAGAAAGAUAUUUUAAAGAAGUAUUGGUCAAAAUGGAAGGCUACACACAGUGGCCGCUGCCGUGCAAUGCCACAUAUAAAGACUUUCACUCGCUAUAAUGGUCAGAAACUUGCUUGGUUAUUGCUAACAUCAGCAAAUCUAAGCAAAGCAGCCUGGGGGGCUUUGCAAAAGAAUAAUUCUCAGUUGAUGAUUCGUUCCUAUGAGCUGGGGGUGCUCUUCUUACCAUCUUCCUAUAAAAAUCAUGGUUGUAGGCUUUCUUGUACAGACCAUGGAGCUAGAUCAGAGGAUGAAUAUGGAUUAUUAGCAGAUUCUGAAGAGCCGAAAACAGAACUAGUGACUUUGAUGUGGCAAGGACCUAAAGAUCCAUCAUCCCAAGUAAUUCCACUGCCUGUACCUUAUGAGCUGCCUCCUCAACCAUACUCUUCCGAAGGUGAAGAUGUUCCCUGGUCUUGGGACCGGCGAUACAGCAAGAAGGAUGUUUAUGGUCAAGUUUGGCCUAGGCUUGUACAGCUUUAUACUUCUCUGGAUUCUUGACUUUUGACUUUUGUUUAUUUGUAUUUUCGACGUUUAAGUAGUGUCUUCCUUCUCAAAAUGGAGGAAUUAAGUUGAGAAAUGCUUCCACAGGCAGGUAUUAUGCUAGGAACAAAUUAAUCAAUAAUGUUCUCCAUUGUUGAUUGUA
Molecule: messenger RNA, 2304 nt
Organism: Ricinus communis (castor bean)
Lineage: Eukaryota; Viridiplantae; Streptophyta; Magnoliopsida; Malpighiales; Euphorbiaceae
Product: tyrosyl-DNA phosphodiesterase 1
Exons: 16
Coding region: 198-2159 (653 amino acids)
Biological process (GO): single strand break repair; double-strand break repair
Cellular component (GO): nucleus
Molecular function (GO): 3'-tyrosyl-DNA phosphodiesterase activity; protein binding; double-stranded DNA binding
Source: RefSeq, a predicted model, not a curated record